Molecule: messenger RNA, 1027 nt
Organism: Phalacrocorax carbo (great cormorant)
Lineage: Eukaryota; Metazoa; Chordata; Aves; Suliformes; Phalacrocoracidae
Source: RefSeq, a predicted model, not a curated record
GCCCCGCCCCCGGCUCAACCGAGGCGCGGGGAGGGAGACACCAGUUCCGCCACACCGAACAUGGCGCCCGAGGCGACGUCGCGGCGGGACCCGGCACUUCCGCCACGCCGGAGAUGGCGUCGGGGACGCGCCUGCGCGCUGGGGGCGGCCGCUCUUAAAAGGGAAGCGGCGGGACGGCGGCAUGGCGAGACGGGGGCCGGGGCCGGGGCCGGGGCCGGGGCCGGGGCCGGGGCCGGGGCCGGGGCCGUUCCUGCACGAGGUGCCCGCCUGGCUCAUGUGCAACUUCUGCCGCCUCAUGGACGCGCUGAACCGCUCGGACUGGGAACGCUUCGCCUCGCGGCUGGUGCCGGAGCAGGGCGAGCUCCGCCUGGCCGCCGCCGGCCCCGGCCCCACGGCCGCGGUGCUGUGGGGCUGGGCUCAGCGCAACGGCCGCCUGCGGGAGCUGCUCGAGCUGCUGCGGGGGCUGCACCUGCUGCGGGCGCACGACCUGCUGGCGGCCUGGUACCCCGGCCUGGCCUCCCCCAGCGAGCCCCCCCCGCUGCCCCCCCUGGACCCCCCCGCGUUCUCCGUCACCCCCAGCCCGCGGCUGCUCCCCACGGCCCCCCCGGGCCCCCCUCAGACGCGUUCACCGCCUCUGCCUGGGACCCCCGAAACAGCCCCCCCCAGAGCCAUCCCUGCCCCUCCCGGGCCCCCCCCCCCAGCGCCCUCCUCAGCACCCCCUGCCUAGACCCCCCGUUCCCGGACCCCCCGUGCCCCCCCGAUGAGGCUCUGGCCUCGCUGUGCUCGUCCAUGGCCUCGCUGAGCCCGCGUCCCCCCCGCGGCGCCCCGGGCCCCCUCCCCGCCCCCCCGCCGCCCCCAACCCUUUUGCUGGCGGCUGGGGGAGCUGGCGGGGGCCACGGGGGGCUUCGCCGACAGCCACAAGGUGGGCGAGGGGGGCUUCGGGGUGGUCUAUCGCGCCCGCCUGCGCCACACCGACUACGCCGUCAAGCGCCUGCGGCGGGUACGCGGCGCCCGGGGGGGUCCCCGU